AUUCGUCGGCGCAUUGUCAAACCUUCCAGUCGCAUUUGGAGCCCCAAGCUUUCCGAGAUUUCAGAGCGACUCGUCACUAAACAAAGGUCCAAGAAGCGCGAGGGGAGAAGAAAGAGUUUAAAAGGCGAAAAAAGAAAAAGAAACAUCGACGAAGACGAAGACGACAAUACGAAUUGUACAAAUCGGAUGCGAGCGCGAGUGUGUUAGUGUCCAUUCAUUCAUUCGAGAACAAUAAAAAAGAAAUGAAAUACAAAAUGCAAUUGCCGCAGUUGCAGUCGCAGUCGGCGUCGCAGUAGCCGUCAGCAGAGGCAGCGGCCGAGGCAGAACAGUAGCAGCAGCAUCGAAAUCCGAAAGAGAGAUCAUUUUUCAUAUGCGAAUCGAAACUCGAAGAGCGCGCAUCAAAGUCAAAUUCAAACGGCGAAAGAGUAACGGACAACAGCGAAUUGUUUAGUGCGCAUAAUAGGAACGAACACAAAAAAAAAAACAUAACAAAAAAAAACCAAAUAAAAGGAAUAUAAAGCCUUAGCAGAACGUAAUUGAAAUCAAAUUAAAGGCGGGCCGUGCAAAAAUCCACAAAACAUCAAGAAAAGGCCAUAAAGCCAGGGCGAUAAAAAAGAAAUUAUGCUCCAUUGUGCGAUUGUGUGAAAAGGUCAAGUGCCCGGCAGGCAAAGGGAAAAGCGAAAGAGACAGAAGAUUGAAGACAGAAGACAGCACAAGGCACUGGAGCUUAAUGUUAAUAGGCAAACGAAUGAACUCGUAAAAGGGCGAACGGCUGAGUGAGAGAGAGAGGGCAACACAUCGACACAUCGCCUAACAAGAACAAGAAGAGCAGGAAGAAGAAGAGCCGGCCAGGCCCAAAUGACCGCAAGAUUACCGUUAAUUCGAGCAGCUUGAGCGCCAUUACGAGCACUUAUAUUAUCAUCUCCCUGGCCGACCAAGGAAGAGAAAAACUUUCCUCCAGCGUCAGCCGCAGACGCAUAAAAGUUUGCUACUAUUUCGAUUUCAAUUGUUAACGAGCGAAAGCGCCGCACGUCUCAACAACACGCACACGCAGCCGAUCCGAGCAGCAAACAACAAAUCAUCGCGCAACUAAUAGGAAAAGUGCAGCAGACAGCAGCGAAAAUGCACCACAAACAGCAUCAGCAUCAGCAUCCCCCCGCCCCAAAAGCCUCCCAAGCACAGGCCCACGGUCUUGGCCAGACUCCGAGCCAGAUCGAGAGAUGCAGCCAUAACCACAGGCCCAGUCUGGGCCUCAGCUUUGGCGGCUCCAAGAGCCAGCGACAGCUGUUUGGCGCACUCUUGGCCAUGUUCACGUUGGCGGCAUUUGCGUCAACCGCCAGUGGCGCUGUGACGGACUCCCCCAUCAAGAUUAUCCGGCUGCCGGCGCAGGCGCCAGUUAUCCGCUAUCGCAGUGCAGAUGCGGCGCCGGACUCCUUGCUGAUCAACUACCGCCAGGAUGCGCAGCCGGAGCUGUCCUCCACAUUGAUGCAGGCACCCGGUGCGGCGGCGGCUGCCUUGGAGUCGCUGCUGCGCGAGGAGAUGGAGCAGCAGCAGUUGGCACAGAUGGGCAGGCGGAAUAGGGCCAGUGCCACCGGCACCGGCAACUGUCCACGAUCCUGUCCACCGAGCAUCACCGUGGGAGCAGAGCCCGUGUGCGGCAGCGAUGGUCUGAUCUACGCGAAUAUCUGCGAGCUGCGCAAGAAGACUUGCUCCCGCAGCGGAGUGUCGCUGAUCAAGGACGUGCGAGAUGGCUGCGAGAGGUCGAAGGGUUCGGACUGCAAGCACCGCUGCAGCACCGAAAAGGAUCCGGUUUGUGGCACGGACGGAAGGACCUAUUUGAAUCGCUGCAUGCUGAGGGUGCAAUCGUGUCGCGUAGGAUUGGCUGCCGUGAAGCUCUCGCAUGUGGGUCCUUGCAGCAAUACGAGUGCCGUUCGCGAGUCCUGCCCGGUGGACUGCAAUAGUGCACCGAAGGAUGGACCAGUUUGCUCAUCGGAUGGCAAUGUGUACAACUCCACGUGCGAGAUGAAACUGAAAACGUGUGGACAGGGUGUGGUGAAAACCAGUCGGAAGCACUGCCAGUCCACCCGAAUGUGCAGGGAAUCCUGCUGGCGUGUGGCGAGGCCCACAUGCGGUUCAGAUGGAAGACUGUAUGCCAGUCCCUGUAAAAUGCGCUCCUCUAAUUGCGGCAAGCACGUCUUUGAGGUUCCCUUGUCCUACUGCAUGUCGCAGGAGAGGCAUGGUGCAUCCGAUGCCUGCCCCACGGAGUGUUCCAAAUCGGAAACGGAUUCCUCGUCGCAGUACGUGUGCGGCAGUGAUGGUAACAUUUACUCUUCGCUCUGUGAACUGAAAAUGCUGAACUGCGGUCCACAGCGUAAGUCCAUACAGAAAGUGAGCAUGGACAAGUGCAAGAAUCGACUGACUCGCUGCAAACAGCUGCCUCCUUGCAAGGAUUUCAACAGCUUGUUCGGUUCCAUCUUCAGCUCCAAGCGAAAUGACAAGCUCUGCGGUACGGACGCCAAGACUUAUAACAAUGAGUGCGAACUGGCCCACGCCACCUGCCUACGCGGCGUGAAUCUGGCCCACAUUGGACCCUGCACGGAUCUCAAUUCGCCCACCAAGGAUUGCGGGGAUGCCUGCACCCGGGCGGAUUUGGAACAGCAGCCAGUGUGCGGUUCGGAUGGCAACACCUUCGCCUCCAUGUGCGAGUUCAAGCGGCGCACUUGCGACCUCCGUGUGGUGCCCGUUUCGCUGAAGAAUUGCGCUUUAACAGCCGACUGCGAAUCGGAUUGUGAUGCCCAGCCGCCAAGUUUCGUCUGCGGAUCGGAUAAUAACCUGUACAAGUCCGAGUGCCACAUGCGCAAGGAGAACUGUGGCAAGCACGUUUUUGUGGUGCCACUGAAACGCUGCCUCGCCGCCUUCCAGCUUAAAGGAUGUGCCCGCAUCUGUCCCAGGGAAUUCGAGCCUGUUUGCGGCAGCGACAAUAAGACGUAUCUGAACGACUGCUUCCUGGAGAUCGAAAACUGCAGGGCGAACCAGACGGUGAACGUCAACUACUACGGCGCCUGUGGCCGCCCCGAAGCACCAUCCACUAACUUCCUUUACUAGGACGUUUGCGUGGCGCCUUCAUUUCACUUGGCAUUUAAUAUUUGUAGGCUAUAGUCUUGUAUUGUACUUUUUUAAAACGAUAUUUAUUGAGUUUGAAUUAAAGCCCCCAACGAACUUACAAGGAA
Molecule: messenger RNA, 3230 nt
Organism: Drosophila erecta
Lineage: Eukaryota; Metazoa; Arthropoda; Insecta; Diptera; Drosophilidae
Product: agrin
Exons: 4
Coding region: 1123-3105 (660 amino acids)
Biological process (GO): multicellular organism development; cell differentiation
Molecular function (GO): protein binding
Source: RefSeq, a predicted model, not a curated record